UUGGGGGCUGUGGGCGGGGCCCCGAGCUGCCCCUCAGGCUCCUCACCAUGGGCAGCAAGAUGGCGGCCGCUACAAGGGCGGUGCAGGUAGUCAAGCCACAUACUCCAUUAAUAAAGUUCCCAGACAGAAAAAGUGGUCCCAGACCUAAAAUACAGGAAUCUCUACAAGCAAGUAUGCCAUCUCUCCUUGCUUCAAAAGCACAGGAAUCUGUAGGAGGCACAUCACCAGCCUUUCAAAAUAUUUCACGUGUUAGUAGAGUACAAGGCACACCAGACACUUCUGAAUUAGCAAGAAGUUUACCUCAGAAAUACAGAAGGAGACAAAUGUCAGAUGAAGAGAUUGAGUAUAUUCAACGUGGAGGUCCAGAAUAAAUGUAGAAGAUAGUUUCUUGGCCACUGUUGAAGAAUGAGGUAUUAUAUUCACAAUAAAGGCAUUAAAUUAAAACGCCUUAAUAUUAAAAAUUAUUGUAUACUAAUAGCUUUAAUAAAAUCCCAUAUGAUGGGUGAGAA
This is a messenger RNA of Melospiza georgiana, 509 nucleotides long. RefSeq names its product mitochondrial ribosomal protein S36 (gene KGD4). Bases 48 to 371 code for a protein of 107 amino acids. The transcript is spliced from 4 exons. NCBI's taxonomy places the organism in Eukaryota, Metazoa, Chordata, Aves, Passeriformes, Passerellidae. Gene Ontology annotation, biological process: 2-oxoglutarate metabolic process. The record is from RefSeq and is a predicted model, not a curated record.